AUGUUCCAAUUAGUGACUAUUCUCCUUCUCCUUUGCGCUCAUUGCAGGUUUAUAUUUUCAGCCAUAAACCCUUGCCAUGGCGGUCACAGCAAUUUCAGAAACCUCUCAAAUCCACAGAAUCCCUCAAUACAAAUACAUCCACGCCGUCCGUUGGCUUCCGGUUCUCUCCGCAUUCAACCGCUUCGCCGUUCUCGCUUCCUCCGACUCCGAUUCCGACGUCUCUUCCAUCGAAAUCCACUCUUUCAAACCAAACCCUAUUUCCUUCGAUUUACAUUCUUCAUGGGCCUCUCCUUCCCCAAUCUCCUCUCUCAAAGCCUCACAGUUCCUUCAGAAAUCAGUCACGCCGCUUCAACUUCCUUCGGCUCGCUUCACUUCUUAUUCGCCGAUUCCAGCAACGCGAUGCUUGAAUCUGAGGUUUCUGUACCGGAGAAUGAGCUUCAUUCGGUGGGGAAGUCUUGUAUUGAUUUGAUCGAUAGUGGCGUUGAGUGUGUUACCGUUGGGGAUGAUGGGAAGGUUAAUUUGGUUUCGGUGGGAGAUUCUAAUUUGAAUUAUAGGAGGUUGUUUGAUAGUGAUGGGUUGGUCUCGUAUACGGCGGUGAAAUGGGCUUCGCCGGUGGAGUUUGCUACAGGGGGAUAUGGAUUUGGGCUUCAAUGGUGGGAUCAGAGGAAACCGGGUCACCCGGUUUCUAAGUUUAAGGGUAACUGCGUGAAAAGGAAAAAAGAGAGCCCACUCAAUCAGAAAUGUAUACUUUCUUUGAUUGGUUUUCCUAUUAUGAGUUUAAAAUCUGGCAGUCUUACUAUGCAAGGGAAACAACAUAUUGAAUCUUCUAGCAAAGUAAACAAUAUCAAGCAUCGUGACGAAACACCGCCUGAUGUUCGAGUACGGAAACUAAAGGAUCAGCUCAUCCAAGCUAAAGUUUAUCUUUCCCUUCAGGCAGUUAGGAACAUUCCCCAUCUCACUCGGGAACUUCGGCUACGGGUAAAGGAAGUUUCACGAACAAUUGGAGAGGCAAGCAAAGAUUCUGACUUGCCAAGGAAUGCAAAUGAGAGAAUGAAGGCAAUGGAGCAAUCAUUGAUGAAAGCAAGGCAAAUUCAAGAUGAUUGUGCCACAUCCGUGAAGAAGCUUAGGGCUAUGCUCCACUCAUCAGAGGACCAGCUUCGCGUGCACAAGAAACAGACCUUAUUCUUAACACAGUUGACAACUAAAACACUGCCUAAAGGUCUCCAUUGUCUUCCGUUGCGCCUUACAACUGAAUACUAUAACUUGAACUCUUCUCAGCAACAAUUCCCCAAUCAAGAGAAGUUAGAAGACCCUGGACUAUACCAUUAUGCAAUAUUCUCAGAUAACAUAUUGGCCACAGCUGUUGUUGUGAAUUCUACUGCUGCCCAUGCUAAGGAUUCCUCCAAACAUGUUUUCCACAUUGUAACUGAUAGGCUCAAUUAUGCGGCAAUGAGGAUGUGGUUUUUGGCCAAUCCACCUGGAAAGGCGGCAGUUCAAGUUCAAAACAUUGAAGAUUUUGCAUGGUUGAACUCGAGUUACAGUCCAUUUCUUAAGCAGAUAAGUUCUCCUUCAAUGAUAGAUUAUUACUUUAAGGCUCACUGUGCUUCUUCUGAUUCGAACCUCAAGUUUCGGAAUCCUAAGUAUUUAUCUAUGUUGAACCAUCUCCGCUUCUACUUGCCCGAAAUAUUUCCAAACCUCAAGAAAGUGCUGUUUUUGGAUGACGAUGUAAUUGUGCAGAAGGAUCUUACUGGUCUUUGGUCAAUUAACUUGAAGGGAAAUGUAAAUGGUGCUGUCGAAACUUGUACAGAAAGUUUUCAUCGGUUUGAUCAUUACCUCAACUUCUCAAAUCCUCUUAUUGCAAAGAAUAUAAACAAUGUGUUUUGCUCAUUGGUUUAG
Vicia faba (fava bean) is the source of this 1896-nucleotide messenger RNA. NCBI's taxonomy places the organism in Eukaryota, Viridiplantae, Streptophyta, Magnoliopsida, Fabales, Fabaceae. The record is from the annotation of a GenBank genome assembly.